Messenger RNA from Synchiropus splendidus (mandarinfish), 854 nucleotides. RefSeq names its product mitochondrial ribosomal protein L48 (gene mrpl48). Bases 127 to 747 code for a protein of 206 amino acids. Lineage: Eukaryota; Metazoa; Chordata; Actinopteri; Syngnathiformes; Callionymidae. The record is from RefSeq and is a predicted model, not a curated record. Gene Ontology annotation, cellular component: mitochondrial ribosome. The transcript is spliced from 8 exons.
UUUCCGGUUAGCGUUACGUUUCCUCCUUGUGCUAUAGUUUAGAGGGGAAUUGUUCUGCUUGUAGAUUUUCUUCUUUGUCGCGCUUUUGAUUUGCGUCUAUUCAAAAGCAGAGACAGCCUUUGGACUAUGCAUCCCGUCCUCCGAAAGGUCUCACCUCUUUUGAGUCAAGCGCUUCUUCUAUGCCGGGCCACACCGCUGAGCUUACAUCCUGUGGGGGGAGGUGUCACGCUUCGUAAUGACAGGCACUACAAUGGCAUGCCCACCUAUGGGAUCGGGAGGUGGAGGCAUCUUUUAAUCAAAGAAGCGCCGAAAAAGAAGAAGGAAAGAAUUCAGAUGAAGGAAAUGUUGGCAGCGUCAAGUACUUCUUACGGGACUCUCAAUGUGGAAAUCGUUGGUUAUGACAUGACUUUGGUGGAGCAUUAUUCCCAGUACAUCCACAACCUCUGCCAUCGACUCAACAUCACCGUCUCAGAUUGCUAUGCCCUGCCAACUCACACUAAGGAGGUGUAUCUCAUGCAGGAGCAGGGCACCAAAAUGCUCGUAGACUCCAUAUUAAAGACGCAUACACGGGUACUUCAGCUAAAAAGUCUCACAGCAACACUUUGUCCCACUCUCAUGGAGCUCCUCCUGAAGAAUCAACCUGAGGGGGUGCAGCUCUCUGUGAAGGAGCACACGGAAGCAGAUUUUUUGGGGCGUUUCAAGGCGCGCCCAGAGCUGGAGGGACUCAUUUCUCAGAUAAACCAGUGAUGCCACAGCAGUUCAAACAUUCAAUAUAUGUAUAUAUUAAGACUCAAAUGGAUUUUUCAUUCUACAGUGAACAUUUUGUUUCAGUCUUGUCUGCAGAUGGUCGGAUU